Grammomys surdaster is the source of this 2598-nucleotide messenger RNA. It is a transcript of the gene Primpol, whose product is annotated as primase and DNA directed polymerase. Gene Ontology annotation, molecular function: chromatin binding; DNA-directed DNA polymerase activity. The transcript has 14 exons. The coding region runs from base 291 to 1913 and encodes 540 amino acids. Gene Ontology annotation, cellular component: mitochondrial matrix; nucleus. Gene Ontology annotation, biological process: error-prone translesion synthesis; replication fork processing; DNA replication, synthesis of primer. NCBI's taxonomy places the organism in Eukaryota, Metazoa, Chordata, Mammalia, Rodentia, Muridae. The record is from RefSeq and is a predicted model, not a curated record.
GAUAUAAUUGCAUUCUGUUUGUUGUUUUAGGAUAACAAUAAAUUGCAUAGAAUAAAAUCAAUUCUGAAAUAUAGCAGAAUUUUAUCUUCAUGUAAACCUAAUAUUGAGGGCUCUAUCUCAAUUUUUUUAGGUAAUUUUGCUUUUCUUUUCAGAGAAUAUGUUAUUUACUAAUGAGAUUGUGUCAGUUCAAAGAUUUCUGCCAAAAUUGAAGACAAAGGCAUUAAUACAGUAGUGAUUGACAGAAAGGUUUCUGAGGUUACAUUUAUUCCCUCCAUACUUCUGAAGCAGUGAUGAGGAAACGGGAAUCAAGGAGGAAAUGGGAGUCAAAGCUGAAGCAGAUUGAAGAGCGGGCAUCUGACUAUGAGAGGAAGCCACUGUCCUCAGAGUACAAACCAAGACUGGCCAAGCCAGAAGAACCAGCCUCCGUUUGGAAGUUAUUUCAUCGUCAGAAUCAAGCUUUUAAUUUUGUUAAAAGCUGCAAAGAGAAUGUUCACGUAUUUGCCUUGGAGUGCAAAAUGGGAAAUGGACAACGAAUUUACCUUGUGACAUCCUAUGCUCAAUUUUGGUUUUACUAUAAGACCCGAAAAACCCUCUUACACUGCUAUGAAGUUAUUCCUGAGAACUCUGUGUGCAAGCUUUAUUUUGAUUUGGAAUUUAACAAAUUGGCCAAUCCAGGAGCUGAUGGGAAGAAGAUGGUUGCAUUGCUCAUUCAGCAUGUUUGUAAAUCACUUGAAGAGUCUUACAAUGUUCGCUGCUCAGCUGAUGAUGUUUUCAACCUGGAUUCCAGCACUGAAGAAAAAUUUAGCCGACACCUAAUAUUUCAGCUCCAUAAUGCGGCAUUUAAAGAUAACAGUCAUGUUGGUAAUUUUGUGAAAAAAAUUUUGCAACCUGCUCUUCACUUAAUUGCCAAGGAUGAUGAAGAUAAGAUCCCAGAGGCAGUGGGCCAUGAAGCCUCCUGUUUUUCUGUUACACCAUUAAAACAAGAGAUUUCAGAGGCCUGGCAGAACCUGGGGUUGCCUGAACAAUGUGACCCUGAUCUUUCAUUUUUAGUUGUGAAAAAUCACAUGGGAGAAAAAUGUCUUUUUGUUGAUCUAGGAGUGUAUACAAAAAACAGAAACUUUCGACUGUAUCAGUCAUCAAAAAUAGGAAAGUGUGUAUCUUUGGAGGUUGCUGAAGAUAACAGAUUUAUUCCAAAACAGUCAAAAGUUAUUUCUGAGGAAAACCAGUAUUUCCUAUCUUCCCUGGUGAGCAACGUCAGAUUCUCAGACUCUUUGCGGAUCCUCACAUGUGACCCAUCUCAGACUAAAAGAAAGCGGACUGAGUAUUUUAACAGUACUGGCACUUCAGUGGAACCCAUUGAAGGCUUCCAGGCCUCACCGUACCCUGAGAUUGAUCGGUUUGUUCUUUCUUUGGUGAAUAAACACGACAUUAAAGGAGGAAUUCGGCGUUGGAACUACUUUUUCCCAGAAGAAUUACUCGUUUAUGAUAUAUGUAAAUAUCGCUGGUGUGAAAACAUUGGAAGAGCCCACAAGAGUAAUAAUAUCAUGAUUCUGGUUGAUCUGAAAAAUGAAGUUUGGUAUCAGAAAUGCCAUGACCCUGUAUGUAAAGCACAAAACUUCAAAUCUACCUGUUUCCCGUUACCCACUGAAGUCAGUCUCCUAUUUCUUCUGGCAGAUGAGGAUUUUACUUCUGAAGAAACAGAUGAAACCAGCAACUCACUGACCAAGGAUUCUCAAAACCCACCAUCCUGCAACUUGUCAGCAGGCGGGCUUUUGGCUGCUGACUGGAACGACGAAGAUGAUGCCUGUUUCUUAGAAGCUACAGAAGAUGCUGAACUAGCUGAUGCUGCAGAUAAGAGUCUUCUGGACGAUAUUCCUGAUGAACUAAUUAUAGAAGCAUUACAGAACAGCUGACUGCGGAUAGAACAUACCCUCUCAAGACACUCCUGGCAUUUCAGUGAAACAGUUUCUACAGCAUGAACACAGCUAGACAAAAGGUGCUUGGUCUUUACAACACAUCACAGUGAGCUGAGUACGGAUAGAAGCUGUAGUAAAGCAGACUGCAGCUGUUCAACUCAGAGUCGUGCACAGUACACCCUGCCCUGGGGGACUGAGGAGUAACAGGCUCUUCUCUUCAUUAAGAAGCUAGAAGGUGAUGCUGUGGUCUGAUUGACUUACAACAAUGCUGUUUGUUACCUUUCUUCACAACUACUGGACUCUACAAGCAAAAUGCCUGUACCAUCUUCUGAUGCACAGUGAACAGAACUCACCUUUUCCUUUUCCUUUGGUUCUUUCUCUUCAAUGUUUGAAUAAUCUUGAUACAGCUGUUUUAAAUUAGAUAAGAAAUGUUUGGAAUUCUUAAGUGAUGACUUUCUCUCCUUAAGGUCAUCAUAUUUUGUUUGUAGUUGUUUCAGUUGUGGUUCUAAUCUAGAAAACAGAUUUUUUUUUUUAAAUCUCAAAAACAAAUUGUACAAAAUACAAAUUAAUAGAAAUAUUGUUUGUGGACUGAAAAUAUUAAGGUGCCCCUAUUACAAAGAACAAAAACCCAAACCAAACUUUGUAAAUAAUGGAAUAAACAACUAAUUUGUCUUUCUCAAAA